AGAGGGCUGCUUGUUCCCAGAGACCCUCAGAGCUCCAAGACGCCCAGUCUCUCCGCCGCUGAGCGCCCAGACGCAGCAGCCCCCCGACACGGACCCUCACCCGGCCCCCGGCCCGACUCCUGGAGCUCCAGCACACCUGCUCGGAUCACUAAUGGACGGAAGUAACAAGGGAUGAGCUUUAAAGUGGGAAAGUUUGGAGGCUAGCUGGGAGUUUAACGAGCGAGAGAGAGACGCCACAGAGGAGAAGAGAAGACUUCUGUCUGGACUACAGGUCUUUAAAUCAUCAAAUCAGAAAUCUGGAUUUGUCGACAAUACAAAACAAACUAUCACCUCCUUUGCAUAUUCCAACAUUUUGGGACAAGGUUUUGGAAACAUUGUUUUACGCCACUUUUUGCAAUUAUUUUUGUUGUCACGUAUUUUAAAGUGUGAAAUUAGCCGAUAUCGAACACGUCUGGUGUGAAUCUUUCACAUCUCCAGCCUGCGUCAUGGCUGCCGGCCUGUGGUUGUGUCUGUACCUGCCGCUGCUCCUCACGGACGCAAAGAGCGUCGAGCAACACGACAGUCAGCGUGACGCCCCUGGUAAACCCUCGUCUGGUGUUAAACUGGAACCACUCUGGACCAAGCAGGUCAGAGCUCAGGAUGACACCCACACCCCCGACCAAAGCCUCCCCCUCCCUGAGAUGCUGGAUUUAGAUGUGGAGCAUCACCGCCGUCUGACCCGCGGCGCCGACGAGGACGAGCAACAGUCCACCUUCAGCCAGUCCUUUGAGAAUGACUCGGUGACAACGCCGCAGGCCACCCAGCUCAACCACGUGACAGACGCGGCAGCCGGGGGUAAUGAUGGGAAUGAUGUGGAUGAGGUCAAUCUCCACGAAAACACCUCCAGCUCCAACGCCCCGGGACUCUUCAACCCGUUCUACCCGCUGGUGGAAAGCUCGUACGCCGCCUACGCUGUCAUGUUCCUGGCGGGCCUGGUGCUGGCGGUGGGUGUGGUGGGAAACAUGGCGGUGAUGUGCAUCGUCUGGAACAACUACUACAUGAGGUCCUCCUGGAACUACCUGCUGGCCAGCAUGGCAUUCUGGGACUUCUUGGUCCUGGUGCUCUGCCUCCCCGUGGUGGUCAUAAACCAGCUCUCCCAUAGGAGGAUCCUGGGUGACAUCACCUGCCGUAUGGUGCCUUAUAUGGAGGUUGUGUCUCUGGGCAUCACCUCCUUCACCUUGUGCGCUCUGGGCAUCGAUCGUUUCCACGCCGCCACCUCCUCGUCCCAGCCGAAGGCUCGGCGGGUGGAGCGCUGCAGCUCUGUGCUGCUGAAGCUGGUGCUGGUGUGGCUUGCCGCUCUGCUGUUCUCCAGCCCAGAGAUCUUCUUGUGGCAGCUCAGCCAGGCCGUGUCCCCAUCCACCGGCCGCCUGAUGGACUCCUGCAUCAUCACCCCCUCCUCGCCUCUGUCCCUCUACCUUCCUGACUCCCUCCACUCACUGCUGCUCAGGUAUCACCAGGGUCGUAUGUGGUGGAGCUUCGGCUGCUACUUCUGCCUCCCGGUCCUCUUCACCAUCCUCUGCCAGAUGGCCACCCGCAACGUCAACAGCGACUACAGUUCCGCCAAAAAGCAGCGUGACCACGACGACCGCUCCUCCAAUCAGAAGCGUCAGCAGCACCAGGCGGUGGAGCGGCAGCUGAACUGCACGCUGCUGGCGUUAGCUGUGGUGUACGGCAUCUGCGCUCUGCCCGAACACAUCUGCAACAUCACACUGGCCUACACGCACAUCGCUGUCUCCGAAGACACGGCCGCCAUGUUGGCUCUGUUACAUCACUUCCUGUUGUUCUUCAAGUCAUCGGUGACCCCUGUGCUGCUGCUGUGUCUCUGUAAGGCUCUCGGCCAGGCCUUCAUGGACUGCUGCUGCUGCUGCUGUCAGGAGUGUCAGCCCAACACGGCCCAGGGGUCACCAGGCUCCGCCCAGGUCAAACUGAAGGCGGCCAAUGAGACGUCCAUCUUAUUUGACAAGGCUAAAGACACGUCCGCCAUCUUGUCCAUCUCCAGCUAGAGCCCCUUUAACCAUCAGUCCAUCUUUUCCUCCUGCAUAAGUCAAUCAUGUCCAUUCUGCUCUUCCUUCCUUGAUGUUUAACUGGUCCCUUCUCCUCUUCCAUGUUUGCCAUCAACCCUGUUCUCUUUCUCCCACAUAUUCUUUCCAUGGAUUCUUCUUUCUCUUUCUCUCGGUCCUCUCCUCCUCUGUAUGAUAUCCCUCUAUGGACACAGUGCUCCCCCCUCCAGCUUCCUCUCUGUGCAGGAAAUGAGGUUUAAUCUGUAGUGAGUUUAGAAAAGUUGCUGUACUUGCACAACCAGCUGUCGUAAAAAGCAGGAGCCUGUUUCCGGACUCUCCCAGUGGGACUCUUCUCUCCAGCUCCCUGCUGAAAUGUGUUAUGGAAAAACAUCAACAGAUGCAGAAUAGAUGGAAGAUCCUCGAUGUUCGUUGCACCUGAGACGGAUGAUGCAAAGCUGAAAUGUUAAUGUGUUUUAUGGAGAAGCAGCAGAAGUUCACAUGUUCGGUUGGUUUGUUCAGAGGCUGCGGCUGAGUCAGACGUGGACGUGGACAAAAGAUUCUUCAAACACUGUUCACAGCUCAAGUUUUUUAAUACAAUUGGUUUUAAGUCAUUAAAUUGAACAACAAAAAAAUUUGUUCAUAGCAAAAUUUUAAUCGUAUAAGCUUCAUUGACAUGAAUGUUAAAAGUGACAGAGCUCACACAGCCACGUCUGAAGCUCGAGGAGACAUCAUCUGUUGCAUUGUGGGUCCGUGGUUUCGAUUUGUUCGUGUUUCGUGUGGAAGUUGAGAAAACUCUUCAAGCAGCAACGCAGACGCCAACCAAUCAAAUCUUGUUUAUGUAAACUCAGGGUCCUGACUUACCGGGACACAAACUGGAGAAGGCAGCUGGUGAGCUAACCUUGCUACGAAGUCGGCCAUGACAGAUGAUGAUCUGGUAGCUUUUUGAAAGUCAGCCAUCUUGUGUGUCCUGAGCGGGAAACUGCGAUUGGUCGUUGUCAUCUGAUGAGCAACAUGUACAUGUGUGAGGGCUGUUGCCAAAACUUUCUUACACAUUUAAAGUAAUAAUAUAAAUAAUCAAUCGGCAGAAAUUCAGCAGAAUCGAAUCAACUAAAUUACCCCAUUUUUGCAAAAAUGCCCUAAAUGAACAUUUCUUGGAGACAGAGUUGUUGUCAAGGCAGAAAAAAUAACUCAGAUUGAGUAAAGUUGUCAAAGUUUGCAGAUCUAAUUCACCUUUUAGCUGCGUAAUGACCCCGUGAACUCAACUUCACUAAGAACAUAUGAUUCAUCGUUUAGUUUUUUGUUGUGUUGACCAUGUUCGUUUUGUGGCUGCACUGUUCAAAACAGCCACAAGGGGAGCUAGGCAAUUUAUGCUGGCUUUACACACGAAAAAAGAUACGACCCUUUUAAACGAUGCAAGUAUAUGUUGUUAAUCAAUACGUCCACUAGGGGCAGUGCAGACUGGAGAGUUUCUGACAACAUCAGACACGUUGUAAAAGUCUCUCUUCAUAAAGUUCUGCCAUUGUUGAAAUUUCCUCCUCGAUUUUUAUGAUCGUUUUGAUAUCGUUAUGAUACGCUGCCCCCUACGAUUUCUGGUGGUACUGCUACAUUUCGUAGUUUAAAUCAUUUCUGCCUCCGCAGCAGCUUUGUCUUGAAGAAAAGUUCCCGCACGUGAACGAGGAACAACCACGAGCGUCAGGAUUCAAUCUCAGACCAGAACGUGAUGAUAAAUCCGUUUCGUCGAAGGCUUUGACAGCAGCUUGUCUUUCAUUGUCUUCCUGUGAAGAAUGUGCUGCUUGUUUGUAAAGAUGAAGACAGAGUGAAAGAGGCAGGGAGGAGAUAUAAAGAGUAUUUGAACAGGACUCGAACCCUCAGUGCUGAGGUGGUCUCUUUGUACAGGAAAUUAAACUGUGUAGGAAGUUGUGUAUUAAUAUGUGUUUAGCAUAACAGUGUUUUCACUGUCAGACUCAAACCACUAGAACAAAUGAAACAGAAUAUGAAUGUAGCUCGUUUUAAAGCUAGUUAUUUGACUAAUUACAUCGUUGUAUGAAGGGAAGUGAGACAGUACAUUUUCUAUGUCACAUGAGUGUCUACGUGUUUGUGAUGAUCAGAGUCAGAGUGUGUUCAUGUUGUUGUGUUGUGGGUCAGAACCGACCGAGUCUCGUCAGAAGGUCGGUCUGAACGUCUGCAGGAGGAAACUGUCCAGACUCGCGUUGCCUUCACACGAUGAGCAGCUCGUUCCAAACGACACGUACGUCACCGUCUGUAGUUUGCACGUUUUCACAGGAAGUUACAGGCGCUCAGUGCAUGUGCAGCUGAUUGAAUUCAAACUAUUAAUUGGACUUACGAAAAAAAAAAAUAGAUCUGAUUUGCUUCAAUUCAACUUUAACAGUUUAUAUAUAAUCAGGGAAUCUACAUGAUCGAAGGUUGCCGCUAAAAAUCUCUUUUGGCAAACUGACCCAGUUGUUUUGUUAAAUAUGAUGGAAACGCGAGUUAAAACUGAAAAUUAUCAUCAAGAAUAAAAAUAAAAUAGAGAUCGUAUCUAAAGCAACUCAGAAUUCGACUCAGUCAACCAUCACAGAUCUAAACAGUCUGAGGAGUAACAUCACUUUCGUUUUGACGUCGACUGAAAGACUGAGGUUUGGACGAACGUGUGGAGGCAACGUGAAUAAACGAUAUAACGUGAGUUCCUACAUUGACUUUACAUGAGUCAGGUGGAGAAAGUAUAGUUUGGUUAAGCAGAAGUUAACAACAGAGCAAAUGAGUGGAGGUUGUCGUGGAUUUCUUAUUCAAGUGAGAUACAUAGAAUCAUUAUUCAAGAUUUUAUUCAUCAUGUGGAAAAAUAAAGAUUUUAUUAUUCACA
Hippoglossus stenolepis (Pacific halibut) is the source of this 4899-nucleotide messenger RNA. RefSeq names its product G-protein coupled receptor 37-like 1. Gene Ontology annotation, biological process: positive regulation of MAPK cascade; adenylate cyclase-inhibiting G protein-coupled receptor signaling pathway. The record is from RefSeq and is a predicted model, not a curated record. Bases 486 to 2042 code for a protein of 518 amino acids. Gene Ontology annotation, cellular component: plasma membrane; signaling receptor complex. Gene Ontology annotation, molecular function: G protein-coupled peptide receptor activity. Lineage: Eukaryota; Metazoa; Chordata; Actinopteri; Pleuronectiformes; Pleuronectidae. The transcript is spliced from 4 exons.